Megalobrama amblycephala (Wuchang bream) is the source of this 4481-nucleotide messenger RNA. It is a transcript of the gene alpk1, whose product is annotated as alpha-kinase 1. The record is from RefSeq and is a predicted model, not a curated record. Gene Ontology annotation, biological process: protein phosphorylation. Bases 253 to 4068 code for a protein of 1271 amino acids. Gene Ontology annotation, molecular function: protein serine/threonine kinase activity; ATP binding. NCBI's taxonomy places the organism in Eukaryota, Metazoa, Chordata, Actinopteri, Cypriniformes, Xenocyprididae. The transcript is spliced from 14 exons.
UGAGACGCUGUACACGUCACCCGGAAGCGAAAGGAACAUGAAACGGACCCGAUAUUGUUGUUACUCUGUUAACUUCUCAACAUAAACAAAUAAACAAGGUUUACAAACAAAGUUUAUUACAUAGUAAAUAUUAACACGGUAGAUGUACCUCUCGUCAAACUCUAACGGCGAGGACUUAUUUAUGACAGUUCCCGUUUUGUUGUCGUGUGAUUUACUCUGGUAACCUCCAAGAACCGGUCGGAUUUCUGAAGCAUGAGUGGCCAGGAGGUGUCGCUGCUGCUGCAGGAGUGUUUGAGGCGCGCAGUCAGCGGACCGACGGGAGACACCGCGACGCUCGCGCACCGCCGCGGUAAUGACGCACACAGCGCUGCAGAGGGCGCCAGGUCGUUUCCGGACGAACUGAACAUGCUCCUACAGGACGCGGCGGACAGAAAGUGGCCGUUCGUGGAGGAGAAGUGGCAGUACAAACAGUCGGUGAAGUCUGAGGACAAAACGAACUCGUCGGACCUCGUCAGGAAGCAUCUGCCGCAGUUACUGGUGUUUCUCAGAGACAGCAUCGCCGCGGAUGAGCCGCAGUGGGCCGUCGCUGCCGUCUUCCUGCUCGACCGGCUUCUGUACUGGAUGGACGGCUCGCAUGUCCUGCUGAAGGUUGCUAAGAUGUUGCACAAACGUUACCCGGACGUUCCCAUCGCCCCUCAGGUCAUCAUCAGACAGGCUCGUGUCUAUCUGAACACCGGUAAACUGCAGAAGGCCGAGUUCAUUCUCAGCAGUCUGAUCAAUAAUAAAGCUUCAACAGGCUGUUGGACGUAUCAGAAGGCCAGUGAUCAGACGCUAGUGCAAGCCGUCAGUCUUCAGGUGCGCGGACAAGUGCUGCAGACGCUAGGUCUGUGGCUUGAGGCUGCUGAACUCAUAUGGGCGUCUCUGAUUGGCUUUUACGCUCUUCCACAACCUGAUAAAAAGGGCAUUGGAACGUCCCUCGGGCUCCUGGCCAUCAUACUGACCUCCAUGAACGACAGAGACUUCGCUGCGCUUCAGGAAAAGCCUCAUAUUGACUUGAGUUUUCUCGGAGAGACUCGCCAUCGUCUGCUGUCUGCGGCGCGGGCCGCCAAAAUGGCGGUUGUGUUCAGUCAGUAUGGAUCUCUGUACGUCCUGACCAAUGUGGUCGCCCAGGGCAUUUGUUUACUAUCCUACAGUUUCUCAAAGAAAUGCCCCAUGGAGGAACAGCAAACGCACCUCGCUUUGGCCAAAGAGGCCUUUGAGAUCGGCUUGUUAACAAAGACGGCAGGAGACGCCGUCACCAGCAAGCUGGAGCUGCACACGUUCCUCAAAGCUGCUUACUGCUUAGCCAUGACGCACAGAUGGAUGAGCGGCACGUCCGAGACGGUCAUCACAGCGGCCAGCGUCUGUCGGGAAGCCUUCACUUUAUUUGUCGACUACUGCGCUAGAGCGGAUUCCUCUUUGUGUGCCGAGAUCAUGGCGAGGAUACAACAGAUUAAGUCGUUGUUGAAGGUGGAAACGUUCCGUAAUUCUGACCCGCGCUCUUUUAUUCCCGACAGCUACCGUUCGGUGGAGUUCGGCCCUGUUUUGUUUGCGCUCGGCGAUUUUCCAAAGGUGUUGGAUGUUUUUGGGAAGCAUCACAAGUCGGUUUGUGAGGCAUUCGAGAACGGCGUUCGAGGUGGUUCGUGCUCGACUCAUGCACAAUGCAUAACAGCAUUUCAGACGGACACAGAAGUUCUUGCAACGGCCGAUCAUUCGACCCUGCUUUCCUCCAAACAGAAUCCAUCUUUAGUCCUGGUUGAUCAGGCUCUUGAUGGAAGUAAAGGAGCAAGCUUUGUCUCUCCGAGCAAUCAAAGUAGUGUUCCCAACACUCGGAAGAACCCUGAAGCAAGGACAUCUUCGAGUUCUUUUAACAGUGGCUCCUCGUGGGAACAAGUAUCGGGACUGUCUCAGAGUUGUGUGGAAACUGUGGAAGACAUUGUAGAUCCUUCUCAAACUGGUCAUACUUGUGAUGGAUCUUUUGAGGCUCUUGAUGGAAGUAAAGAAGCAAACGUUGUCCCUCCAAGCAAUCGAAGUAGUGUUCCCAACACCUUUAGACAUGACAAAGAAUCCCAAAGUCUUUCCAAGUCAAAGCAAGAGCUCGUCACAACUGAAGACGUUGAGGACAAUGCACCGGAUACAUCAGGUACCCAAUGGAGAGAUGUUCAGAAGAACCCAGAAGCAAGAACAUCUUCGAGUUCCUUGAACAGUGGCUCCUCGUGGGAACAAGUAUCGGGACUGUCUCAGAGUUGUGUGGAAACUGUGGAAGACAUUGUAGAUCCUUCUCAAACUGGUCAUACUUGUGAUGAACGAAGCAGUUUUGGAUCUUUUGAGGCUCUUGAUGGAAGUAAAGAAGCAAACGUUGUCUCUCCGAGCAAUCGAAGCAGUGUUCCCAACACAUUUAGACACGACAAAGGAUCUCCGAGUCAAUCCCAACAAAAGCAAGAGCUCGUCACAACUGAAGAUGUUGAGGACAACACACCGAAUACAUCAGGUACCCAAUGGAGAGACGUUCGGAAGAACCCAGAAGCAAGGACAUCUUCAAGUUCCUUCAACAGUGGCUCCUCGUGGGAACAAGUAUCGGGACUGUCUCAGAGUUGUGUGGAAACUGUGGAAGACAUUGUAGAUCCUUGUCAUACUUGUGAUGAACGAAGCAGUUUUGGCUCUUUUGAGGCUCUUGAUGGAAGUAAAGAAGCAAACGUUGUCUCUCCGAGCAAUCGAAGCAGUGUUCCCAACACUUUUGGACACGACAAAGGAUCCCAAAGACAAUCCCAACCAAAGCAAGAACUCGUCACAACUGAAGACGUAGAGGACCAACAGAAAGAUGUUCGGAAGCACAGCGGCUCCUCAUGGGAACAUGUAUCAGGAGCGUCUCAAAGCGGCAUUGAAACCGUGGAGGACGUUGUAGAUCCUUCCCAUGACAGCAACGAAAUCAAUAAAGGUGCAAAGUUUGACCAUCCCAAAGGUGGAAGCACUUCCUCGUUUUCCCUGUGCGAUAGCUUCGGAUCGCACUCAUCUUGGCAAAAACUGUCCAUGAGCCCCACAGAUCGCCUUACAAAAGCGUUCCCGCAAAAGAUUCAGGAAUGCCAAGGAACGACUCUGUUGUCCACCGAGAGCGAACCGUUUGAGGAACUGGGGUUUGAGCAUCUGUCAGACUCUACCAUCCCACCCUCGUCUACGGGACACAAUGAGCCGCCGUGCAACGAAUGCUUCAAGAACUGCAUCAUGGGAAGUGACGUUCUGACGGAGCGUGACUACCGAUCGCUCUUGGCUGGAGUUUGUCAAAGCUGCCUCGUCAAGCGGCUGCCGAACAAACCGCUGAAACCCCUGGACAGCAGACAACUGGAGAAGGCCUACGAUGCCAUCGUCUUGAAGUACUCGAAGGCCUCUGGCGUCUGGAUGGGAUGCGAAACCAGCGUUUACAUUGGGAAAUCGAUGGGUGUGAAAGGCAAACAGAGACAAGCCAUCGAGCUUCAGUAUCUGCACCAGGAACAACUGCUCAACAGUUAUGUAGGGAAGGAGUAUCUGAAGGAUAAAGGGCUUCAUGCGCACCUGGACGACGUGGAGCGACAGAUGACGGCCCAAUACUACGUUACUGAGUUUAAUAAACGCCUGUAUGAUAAUAACGUCACAACCCAGAUCUUCUUCAUCCCCUCUGAAGUGCUGCUGGUUCUGGAGGCGGACCGUAUCUUGACCUGUGUGUCUGCAGAGCCCUACAUGUCUGGCACGUUUGUAAAACUCACAAACAACGCAAGAGGUAAAGCGGAGACCGACGCGACCAGGUACGGCAUCGCCUUCGGUCACUUCACCUACGAGUUCUCCGGUCAUCAGGAAGUGGUGGUGGAUCUGCAAGGAUGGAUCACAGCCAACGGGAAGGGACUGACGUACCUGACCGACCCUCAGAUUCACUCGCUCAGGAAGCCGAGAUCCAGCAACUUCCAGCAGACCGGAAUCAACAACUUCAUUAAACAUCAGCACGGAGACGACUGUAACGAGAUCUGCAGAGCUGCCCGACUCAAACACAUCACAUGAUGUACAAUAACAGAACUGAGCUUUAUACAGUACAGAUAGUUUCAAAGCAGCUUCACAGAUGCAAACUACAUCAGAUAUUCAAAUUCUGCUUUAAAAAGACAAUAGUUUACUGACUCAGUUUAGCUGAAUUCACCCUAAUAUAAAAAUUUGUUGCAUGUUUUAUUUGUGGAAAUUUAUAGGCUAUUAAAAUGUUCAUAUUAUAUGAGAAAUGAGGAACUGAGUAUUAUCAGUCAGACCACAAGAACCUUUGGACUCAAUAAACGCACUCCCACACUGAGAAAUAUGUGGGCCACAUUAUCAGAGUCAUAUGACUGUUACAUCAUUAAUGUGCAGCUGCAUCAUGUGACUGAAACCAGAAGAACUUCAUUCCAGAGUUUCAAAACAAAUACAUGAACACAAUCUCCUCCUCUCUG